UCAGCGUGAACUGCUCUCUGACCCUGACUACGAGGAGGACGUCUGAGAGGAAGGCUUCCAGGGGGACGGAGCAGACGCCCCGGAUGUGACGGUUGACGAUGAAGCGAUGGCGGCGUGAAUGAAGGCCUGGUGAGGAGGGAACGAUGCCCAAGGGUGGGUGUUCUAGAACCCCACAGCAGGAAGAGCGUUCCCUGAGCAGCGACAUGGUGGAGAAGCAGCCCGGGAAAAAGGAUAAAGAUAAAGUUUCUCUAACCAAGACCCCAAAGCUAGACCGCAGUGAUGGCGGGAAGGAGGUGAGAGAGCGAGCGACCAAGCGGAAGCUGCCCUUCACCGUGGGCGCCAAUGGAGAGCAGAAGGACUCGGACACAGAGAAGCAGGGUCCUGAGCGGAAGAGGAUUAAGAAGGAGCCUGUCACCCGCAAGGCCGGGCUGCUGUUCGGCAUGGGGCUGUCCGGGAUCCGCGCCGGCUACCCGCUCUCGGAGCGCCAGCAGGUGGCUCUCCUCAUGCAGAUGACGGCCGAGGAGUCUGCCAACAGCCCAGUGGACACGACACCAAAGCACCCCUCCCAGUCGACAGUGUGUCAGAAGGGGACGCCCAAUUCUGCCUCAAAAACCAAAGAUAAAGUGAACAAGAGAAAUGAGCGUGGAGAGACCCGCCUACACCGUGCGGCCAUCCGGGGGGACGCCCGGCGUAUCAAGGAGCUCAUCAGCGAGGGGGCGGACGUCAACGUCAAGGACUUCGCAGGCUGGACUGCGCUACACGAGGCCUGUAACCGGGGCUACUACGAUGUCGCGAAGCAGCUGCUGGCCGCCGGCGCAGAGGUGAACACCAAGGGCCUGGAUGACGACACGCCCUUGCACGACGCCGCCAACAACGGGCACUACAAGGUGGUGAAGCUCCUGCUCCGGUAUGGCGGGAACCCUCAGCAGAGCAACAGGAAGGGCGAGACGCCGCUGAAGGUGGCCAGCUCCCCGACCAUGGUGAACCUGCUGCUGGGCAAGGGCACCUACACGUCCAGCGAGGAGAGCUCGGCCGAGAGCUCUGAGGAGGAGGACGACGCGCCAUCGUUCGCACCUUCCAGCUCAGUCGAGGGCAAUAACACGGACUCCGAGUUUGAGAAGGGCCUGAAGCACAAGACUAAGAAUCCGGAGCCCCAGAAAACUGCGACCCCCGUCAAGGACGAGUAUGAGUUUGACGAGGACGACGAGCAGGACAGAAUCCCCCCCGUGGACGACAAACACUUGCUGAAGAAGGAUUACAGGAAGGAAACUAAGUCCAAUAGUUUUAUUUCUAUACCCAAAAUGGAAGUGAAAAGCUACACUAAAAACAGCACGAUUGCACCAAAGAAGGCGUCUCAUCGCAUCCUGUCGGACACGUCAGACGAGGAGGACGUCGGUGUCGCCGUGGGGACCGGGGAGAAGCUGAGACUCUCGGCUCACACGAUGCUGCCUGGUAACAAGACACGGGAGCCUUCCAACUCCAAGCAGCAGAAGGAGAAAAAUAAAGUGAAAAAGAAGCGAAAGAAAGAAAUCAAGGGCAAAGAAGUGCGGUUUGGGAAGAGGAGCGACAAGUUCUGCUCCUCCGAGUCCGACAGCGCGUCUUCGGAGAGCGGCGGGGACGGCGGGGACUCGGCGGGGAGCCCCGGCUGCCUCAAGGGGUCCCCGCUGGUGCUCAAGGACCCUUCCCUGUUCAGCUCCCUGUCCGCCUCCUCCACCUCGUCCCACGGCAGCUCCGCCCCCCCGAAGCAUAACCCCGGCCACGCGGAUCCGCACGCCAAGCACUGGCGGACAGACAAUUGGAAAACCAUCUCCUCUCCAGCCUGGUCCGAGGUCAGCUCCUUCUCAGACUCCACGAGGACGAGACUGAGCAGCGAGUCUGAUGGCUGCUCCGAGGGCUCCAGCGUGGAGUCGCUGAAGCCGGUCAGGAAGAGGCAGGAGCACAGGAAGAGGGCCGGCCUGCAGGGCACGCUGCCCGAUAGGAAGGACUCCUUCCAUCCGGGCGGGGACGGCGCCAUCCCCAAGCUGGACAAGGAGGGCAAGGUCGUCAAGAAACACAAGACGAAACAUAAACACAAAGGCAAGGAGAAGGGGCUGUGCCCCGUCAGCCAGGAGCUGAAGCUGAGGAGCUUCAGCUACGAGUACGAGGAUUCCAAGCAGAGGGCGGACAAGGCGACCCUCCUGGAUGACGCGCCCGCCGAGAGCAAGCUGAAGGGCCUGAAGCACGAGCGAGAGCACUGCAGGAGAGAGGAGAGGCUCGGCAAAACCAAGUCGGAGGAGAAAGAGUGGCUCUUGAAGGACGAGAUGAUCAAGGUCUCCAGGGAGGAGAAGUCACUCAAGAGAAUCAGGGACCUGAACAAGGAGGCGGGCAGGGCCUUCCGGGAGGAGAAGGACCGUUCCGGCAAAGCCGACAAGGAGAAAUCGCUGAAGGAAAAAUCUCCGAAAGAGGAAAAGCUGAGGCUCUACAAAGAGGAGAGGAAGAAGAAGUCCAAAGACAGGCCCUCAAAAUUAGAGAAAAAGAAUGACUUCAAAGAGGAUAAAACUUCAAAAGAGAAGGAGAAGACCUUCAAAGAGGAUAAAGAUAAACUCAAAAAAGCCUAUAGGGAGGAUUCUGCUUUCGAUGACUAUUGCAACAAAAGUCAGUUUCUGGAGAACGAAGACACCAAGUUCAGUCUUUCUGAUGAUCAGGAUCGGUGGUUUUCUGACCUGUCCGAUUCCUCCUUCGAUUUCAAAGGGGAAGACAGCUGGGACUCUCCAGUGACGGACUACAGGGACCUGAAGAGCGAGUCUGUGGCCAGGCUGAUCCUGGAGACGGUGAAGGAGGACGGUAAGGAGAAGAGGCGGGAGAGCAAGGCCCGGGAGAAGCGCGUGGACAAGGACAUCUUCUCUCGGAAGAAGGACAGGGACUGCCUGGAACGGGGCUCGGAGCGGAGGCGAGAGCACGCUGCCGACAGGCACAGGGCCGUGCCCGGCUACCUCUGCGAGAAGGACAAGAGGAGGCGAGAGUCUGCGGAGGGCGGCCGGGACAGGAAGGAGCCCCCCGAGGCCGCCAGGGAGCGGAGAGAGGGCCGUGCGAAGCCCGACGAGGUGCCCAGGGAGGACCUGAAGGAGUACGGCUGCGAGGGAGUCUUCAAGGACAGGCCCGACUGCGACUUCGGGAAGAGCCUGGAGCCCUGGGAGCGGCAUCACCCGGCGAGGGAGAAGGAGAAGAAGGAGAGGCUAAAGCUCGAGAAGCAUAAAGAGAAGUCCGGUGACAGGGACAAAAACGAGAAACUGAUCCUUGAAAAAUGUCAGAAGGACAGAGAGUUUGAUAAGUGUUUUAAAGAGAAAAAGGAUGCCAAGGAAAAGCAUAAAGAUGUGCAUAGCAAAGACAAAGAGAGAAAAGCAUCUCUCGACCAAGGUAAAGACAAACGGGAGAAGACUUUCCCCGGAAUUCUCUCCGAGGACUUCUCUGAAAAAAAAGAUGAAAAGAAGGGCAAAGAGAAAAGCUGGUACAUUGCAGAUAUAUUCACUGAUGAAAGCGAAGAGGAAAAAGAUGAUUACACAGCGAGCGGAUUCAAAGUCGGGGAGGCCGGCGAGGGGCGGGGGGACGGCCCCCCCGAGAGGGAGGACGGGCGGGAGCCGCACGCCCCCGACAGGCACCGGAAGCACUCGGCCGACAGGCAGCACGCGGAGAAGCAGAAAGACAAAGAAAUCAGAGAGAAGAGGAAGGAGAAGGGCGCCGCCGCGGACGGGGGCAAGGACAAGAAGGACAAAACCUCGGAGAAGCACAAGGACAAGAAGGACAGGGAGUCCGCGGAAAAGUACAGGGACAGGAAGGACCGCGCGUCGGCGGACUCCGCUCAGGACAGGAGGAACAAGCAGAAGCUGCCCGAGAGGGGGGAGAAGAGGCCCCCUGCGGAGGACAAGGCCAAGAGCAGGCACCGGGAGCGGCCGGACCGGGAGCAGGGCCGCGAGAGGAAGGCGAGCAAGGGCGCCGAGGCGGAGAAGAGCCUGCUGGAGCGGCUGGAGGAGGCGGCGCUGCAGGACUUGCGCGAGGACUCCAACGACAAGGCCAGCGACGCGUCGUCGGACGGCUUCCCCGACCGCGGCCAUGACCCGGGCCUCGGCGCCCUCCUGGAGGUGCCCUUCCCGGAGCCCCCGGAGGAGCGGGCGCGGGAGCGGGAGCGGCACCGGCACGCCUCGUCCUCCUCCAAGAAGAGCCACGACCGAGAGCGGGUCCGGAAGGACAAGCCCGAGAAGAAAGAGAAGAGCGACGACUCCAAGGACGCGGGCGGCCGGAAGGACGCGGGCCAGUACGAGAAGGAGGUCCUGGAGGCCGACGCUUACGGCCUCUCCUACAGCAUCAAGGCCGACGCAGAGGACGAGUUAGAGAAGACCAUCGAGUUGUUCUCUUCCGAAAAGAAGGAGAAAAAUGAUGCUGAAAGAGAAGCUCCCAAGAAGGUCGAGAAGGAACUGAGGCCUUACGGCUCUAGCACCGUGAGCCUCCCGAAGGAGAAGCGGCGGCGGGAGAAGCGCCGGGAGCGGUGGCGGGACGAGAGGGAGCGGCCCCCGCGGCACCACCGGGAGGAGCUCAAGCCCGCGGCCAGGGACAGGGACAACCCGCCCGGCUCCUUCCGGGACAAGCCCAAGGACGAGGGCGGGAAGCUCAGCGAGGCCAAGCUGAAGGAGAAGGUCAGGGAGAGUCUGGAGAAAGAAAAGGGCGACCCCGUGAAGCUCAGCAACGGCAACGACAGGCUCCUCCCGCUCCGAGAGCCCGGUAAGAAGGACGCCCGGCCCCGGGAGAAGCUCCUGGGCGACGGGGACCUGAUGAUGACGAGCUUCGAGCGCAUGCUCUCCCAGAAGGACCUGGAGAUCGAGGAGCGCCACAAACGGCACAAGGAGAGGAUGAAGCAGAUGGAGAAGCUGCGCCACCGGUCCGGUGACCCCAAGCUCAAGGAGAAGGCCAGGCCCGCCGAGGACGGGCGGAAGAAGGGCCUGGACGGCCCGCCCAAGAAGCCGCUGGCGCUGGACCCUGCCCCGAAGGACAGGAAGCUCAAGGAGUCAGCUCCUGCCGCCCCUGCUGCCGAGAACAAGCCCCACCCGGGACCCGCGGUGGACCCCCGAGACUGGCUGGCAGGCCCCCACAUGAAAGAGGUCUUGCCUGCUUCCCCCAGGCCGGACCACGGCCGGCCCACCGGGGUCCCCACCCCCGCCUCGGUGGUGUCCUGCCCCAGCUACGAGGAGGCCAUGCACACGCCCCGGACCCCGUCCUGCAGCGCCGACGACUACCCCGACCUCAUGUUCGACUGCGCAGACCCCCAGCCCGCGUCCAGCACGGCCGCCAGCGCCUGCUCGCCCGCCUUCUUCGACAGGUUCUCUGUGGCCGCCAGCGGGAUUUCAGAAGCCCCGGGCCAGACACCUACGAGGCCGCUGUGCACGAACCUUUACCGCUCGGUGUCCGUGGACAUCAGGAGGACCCCUGAGGAAGAGUUUGGACUCGGGGACAAGCUGUUCAGACAGCAGAGCGUCCCUGCUGCGCCCAGCUACAGCUCGCCGGGGCAGCACCCGGAGGACAAGGCCCCGGGGCCCCCAGCGCCCACCGAGAAGUUCGCCUGCCUGUCUCCGGGCUGUUACUCCCCGGACUAUGGCAUCCCCUCCCCCAAAGCGGACGCCUUGCACUGCCCGCCUGCGGCCGCAGCCAACAUCACCCCGUCCCCGGAGGGCGCCUUCUCCGGCUUACCGACCAAGUCCCCCCCUUCACACAGAGACGAGCUCUUGGCCCCGUCCAUGGAGGGGGCCCUUCCCCCUGACCUCGGCAUUCCCCUGGAUGCCACGGAGGACCAGCAGGCCACCGCGGCCAUCAUCCCCCCUGAGCCCGGCUUCCUGGAGCCCCUGGAUGAGGGCCCCUUCAGCGCCGUCAUCACAGAGGAGCCGGUCGAGUGGGCGCACCCCGCCACCGUGGAGCAGGGCCUCCCCUCUGGCCUCAUCGGGGGCACCCCCGAAAACCCCGCCAGCUGGCCCGUGGGGUCGGACCUCCUGCUGAAGUCCCCACAGAGAUUCCCAGAGUCCCCGAAACAUUUCUGCCCUGCCGAGUCCCUCCCCCCGGAGCCCCCUUACCCGGUGUCCCCCGUCUCAUACCCUCUGUCGGUCCCCGAGCCGGGACUGGAGGUCAAGGACCAGGCCGGGGAGGCAGUCUCGGGCGCGGUCUCUGCUUCAGAAGAGCCGGCCGCGUUCGCCCCUCCCUCCAGGCUGGAGUCCUUCUUCAGUAACUGCAAGUCCCUUCCGGAAGCGCCCCCCGACGCGCCCCCCGAGCCUGCGUGUGUGACGACGGCCGUGGCUCAGGUGGAGGCCCUGGGUCCCCUGGAGAGUGACUUCCUGGAAAGUGGUCACAGCCUGUCUGCCCUCGGCCAGGUGGAGCCGGUGCCCUGGCCCGGUGCCUUCCCCGCCACCGAGGAUGACCUCGACCUGGGACCUUUCUCGCUGCCGGAGCUGCCUCUCCAGACGAAGGAUGUUUCCGAUGUCGAAGCAGAGCCUGUGGAAGAGAGUCCUCUCGUUCCUCGGGACAACACCCCCGCGCUCCCGAGCGGCGGGGACGGCUCUGUGGCAGCUGCUGAUGAACAGCUGGUGCUGCCUCCCGACCAGGUGGCCGCCCGGCUCGCCACCGAGCCUGCGCCUGAGCCCCCAGAGGAGCCGAAGCCGGUCGCGCUGCCCGAGGCCACAGUGGAGGCCGGGGCCGGGCCGGAGGGGAGGGCCCCCGAGGACUCCGACCCUGGCCCUGGGCCCACGCCGGCCCCCUCGGAGCAGCGUCCGCCG
This is a messenger RNA of Physeter macrocephalus (sperm whale), 6791 nucleotides long. Its product is annotated as ankyrin repeat domain-containing protein 11. The transcript has 8 exons. Gene Ontology annotation, molecular function: protein binding. Lineage: Eukaryota; Metazoa; Chordata; Mammalia; Artiodactyla; Physeteridae. The annotation marks the transcript as partial. The record is from RefSeq and is a predicted model, not a curated record. Gene Ontology annotation, biological process: anatomical structure morphogenesis.